Molecule: messenger RNA, 1187 nt
Organism: Helicoverpa armigera (cotton bollworm)
Lineage: Eukaryota; Metazoa; Arthropoda; Insecta; Lepidoptera; Noctuidae
Product: prostaglandin reductase 1
Exons: 1
Coding region: 129-1133 (334 amino acids)
Biological process (GO): prostaglandin metabolic process
Cellular component (GO): cytoplasm
Molecular function (GO): 2-alkenal reductase [NAD(P)H] activity; 15-oxoprostaglandin 13-reductase [NAD(P)+] activity
Source: RefSeq, a predicted model, not a curated record
AUCUCAUUCAUCGCUCACCCACCAUUGGGAGUUACAGUGACAACGCACUACUGAGAAAACACAUAAAAACUACGUUCUAUUGUUUGUAAACUCAGUCACUCGACACGUUUCCUCAACGAAACAUCACAAUGGUGAAGGCACGCAAAUACGUCGUCAAGAAAGUCUUCGAAGGUUUGCCCAAACGAGAAGACUUCGAAAUUGUUGAAUACGAUUUACCACCGAUCAGGAAUGGAGAGAUUCUGGUCAAAACUGAGUGGGUGAGUGUGGACCCGUACAUGCGUGCCUACAAUGCACGAUUCCCGAUUCCAUACGACCAGUUCGGCUAUCAAGUCGGUGUAGUUGAAGAUUCAAAGGAUCCUAGAUUCCCAGUUGGCACCAGAGUUGUCUCCCAUACAGGAUGGUGUGACUACAGCAUAAUAGACACAAAUGAACCCCAACCUCCAGCGGGAAAGGUGUACAAAUUGCCAAACUUGCACGGUUUGUCGAAUUCCUUGGGAGUCGGUGCAGUUGGGAUGCCUGGUACUACAGCUUACUUCGCUUUUCUGGAAAUUUGUAAGCCUAAAGCUGGUGAAACAGUGGUUGUGACGGGGGCUGCUGGAGCGGUCGGCUCGCUGGUCGGACAGAUUGCUAAGAUCAAGGGCUGCAAGGUCAUCGGCUUCGCUGGCUCUGACGAGAAGGUGAAGUGGCUGGAAGAGAUCGGCUUCGACAAGGCGAUCAACUACAAGACUGCUGACAUCAAGACGGCUCUGCAGGAAGCUGCUCCUAACGGUGUUGACUGCUUCUUCGACAAUGUUGGUGGUGAAGUCAGCAGCUCAGUCAUAUACCAGAUGAACGACUUCGGCAGAGUAGCAGUUGUCGGCAGCAUCAGUUCGUACAAUGAGAGUCCUACUAAUAUUCCCAAAGCUACCAUUCUACAACCCGUCGUAGUUGCCAAAGAAUUAACAAUUGCAGGUUUUCGAGUUUGGCAGGCCCUUCACCGCCAAUCAGAUGCACAUAAUCCCCUAGUCAAGUGGAUACAGAGUGGAGAGUUGAAGCCCAGAGAACACAUCACUGAAGGCUUCGAAAAUAUCUACGACGCUUUUGUAGGAAUGUUGAAAGGUGAAAAUGUCGGUAAAGCUGUUGUUAAAUUGUAAGUUCAUUUUUCAAAAUUGCUGUUAUCUAGUCAAAUAAGUGUUGUUUAUUCUUAA